Molecule: messenger RNA, 933 nt
Organism: Rana temporaria (common frog)
Lineage: Eukaryota; Metazoa; Chordata; Amphibia; Anura; Ranidae
Product: taste receptor type 2 member 9-like
Exons: 1
Coding region: 1-933 (310 amino acids)
Biological process (GO): G protein-coupled receptor signaling pathway; detection of chemical stimulus involved in sensory perception of bitter taste; sensory perception of taste
Cellular component (GO): membrane
Molecular function (GO): bitter taste receptor activity; G protein-coupled receptor activity
Source: RefSeq, a predicted model, not a curated record
AUGUCUUUGACUGUGGAGACCCUCGUGGCCGUAGUCAAUGUCCUACAACUCGGGAUGGGGCUUGCCUUGAACAGUUGCAUUUUCGUUUUUAGCUUUCAAAACCUGAAGAACGGCCUCAGUGUCCAUCCAACCAAUCUGAUCUACUCCAUUAAGGGGCUGGUGAAUAUCUUCUUACAGUUGGUCCUGACGGCAGAAACUGUACUUAACAUCCUUUGGCCCCAUUUGUUUUUCAUCAGGGAAGUACAUUUAACGCUGGUCUUUCUGAUGCUGAGCCCGAUUUAUUACAACUAUUGGCUCACCGGCUGGCUCUGUGCUCAUUUUUGUGUGAACAUCUCCAGCUUCACUCAUAAGCUCUUGGUUGGCUUUAAAAGGCUCCUCUCUUCGUUCUUGCCUCGGGUUCUUCUACUAUCAGCAAUCGUCUCAUUUGUCAUGAGUGUUCUUAACAUCUGGGAAGUUCACAAAGUAUCUCAGGAAUGUCCUUCAUCUAACACUACCCGGGAUGCUGUCGUCUUUCUCAUGCCCGCAGCAUGCAGGUUGAUGGCCACAUUUCUGGGCUGCUGUCUGCCCUUCCUUCUAGCUCUGGUCUCCAUUGGAUGUACAACAUCCUCCCUUAUAAGACACAUCAUGAAAAUGAAACAGAAGUUCUCUGGAAACUCUUGUCCCAACCUUCAAGUCCUCAUCAACACAACAAAAACAAUGAUCUGGUUUCUAGCACUCUCCAUCAUCUCUUAUAUCAUCGGGCUUGUGUUGAUCAGUAGAAGUACAAAUAUCUCUUCAGAUAUGAUGAUGAUGAUCGGCUGCUUUUCAAUCAUGCCUUUUCCUUUAAUAGAAGCUGCUGUCAUUAUUCACGCCAUACCUAAACUGAGGAAGAUGAUUGUGGGAAAGGUCUGCCAGUGGAAACUGUGGUGUAAGGAGAAUGGAAAUUGCACUUAG